AUGAAUAUACCGAUGAGAGAUCCAGUAAUCCCUGGGACAAGCAUGGCUUAUCAUCCUUUUUUACCUCACCGGGCACCGGACUUUGCCAUGAGCGCUGUGUUGGGACACCAGCCUCCCUUCUUCCCGGCUCUGGCUUUGCCUCCCAACGGGGCAGCCGCCCUCUCCCUUCCCGGGGCUCUGGCUAAACCCAUCAUGGAUCAGUUAGUGGGGGCUGCAGAGACUGGUAUCCCCUUUUCUUCCCUGGGUCACCAGGCAGCAGCCCAUCUGAGGCCUUUAAAAACUCUGGAGCCAGAAGAAGAGGUGGAAGAUGACCCGAAAGUGCAUCUGGAAGCCAAAGAGCUUUGGGAACAAUUCCAUAAAAGAGGCACGGAGAUGGUGAUUACCAAAUCGGGAAGGAGAAUGUUUCCUCCAUUUAAAGUGAGAUGCACUGGACUGGAUAAAAAGGCCAAGUACAUUUUAUUGAUGGAUAUUGUGGCGGCUGAUGAUUGUAGGUACAAAUUCCAUAAUUCCCGGUGGAUGGUAGCCGGCAAAGCUGACCCUGAAAUGCCAAAGAGAAUGUACAUCCACCCGGACAGCCCGGCCACCGGCGAACAAUGGAUGUCCAAAGUCGUCACCUUUCACAAGCUGAAGCUCACUAACAACAUCUCUGACAAGCACGGAUUUACCAUUUUAAACUCCAUGCACAAGUACCAGCCCCGGUUCCACAUCGUCCGAGCAAACGAUAUUCUCAAGCUUCCCUACAGCACGUUCAGGACCUACGUUUUCCCGGAGACUGAAUUCAUCGCAGUGACCGCAUACCAGAAUGAUAAGAUCACUCAAUUAAAAAUUGACAACAACCCCUUUGCCAAAGGUUUUCGGGACACCGGGAAUGGAAGGAGGGAAAAAAGGAAGCAGCUGACCCUCCAGUCCAUGCGGGUGUACGACGAGAGGCAGAAGAAGGAAAACCCCACCUCGGACGAGUCGUCCAACGAGCAGACGGCCUUCAAGUGCUUCGCCCAGUCCUCCUGCCCCGCCGUGCCCGCCGUCGGCACCUCCAGCCUCAAAGAUCUCUGCCCCAGCGAGGGAGACAGCGAUGCAGACAGCAAAGACGAUCCCUUGCUAGAAGCCAACGAGGCGGGGAAAAUCAGCACGACCACCGCCACCACCCCAGCGCCGGCCAGCUCCGCCGCGGCCGUGGGAGACGACCCCCGGGAAAAGGGGGGCAGCCCCUCAAAAAGCCACUUCUUUCCCGGGGACUCGGCGGGGAGCCGGAGCCGAGAGAGGACGGAGAAAGCCCCUCCGGACUCCCGGCACAGCCCGGCUACUAUCUCUUCCAGCACCCGGGGGGGAAGCCUGAGCGGCGAGGAACUGAAAAGCCCCCUCAGGGAUGGCCCCAAAGUAGAUGAGAACCGGCUGCUGGGGAAAGAGCCCUUCACCCCCCUCACGGUCCAGACCGACAGCACGGCCCACCUGAGCCAGGGACACUUGCAAAACCUCGGCUUCCCCCCUGCCCUGGCCGGCCAGCAGUUCUUCAACCCGCUGGGGAACGGGCACCCGCUGCUGCUGCACCCCGGGCAGUUCGCCAUGGGGGGGGCCUUCUCCGGCAUGGCCGCCGGUAUGGGUCCCCUGCUCGCCACCGUCUCCGGGGCAUCCGCCGGUGUCUCGGGACUGGACAACACGGUCAUGGCCACGGCGGCGGCCCAGGGACUUUCGGGAGCAUCGGCGGCUGCUUUGCCUUUCCAUCUGCAGCAGCACGUCCUGGCUUCGCAGCCCGCCCUGCCCGGCCUGGCCGCCGGCUCCGGCGAGGGCAAAGCGGGGGGGUUGACCACCAGCCCCGGUUCCGUACCCCUGGACUCCGCUUCGGACCUCACCAGCCGCUCGUCCACCCUCUCCUCCGGCUCCAUCUCCCUCUCCCCCAAACUGGGCGCAGACAAGGAGGCGGCCACCAGCGAACUGCAAAACAUCCAGCGCCUGGUCAGUGGGCUCGAUCCCAAGCAGGACAGAUCCCGCAGCGGCUCCCCGUAA
Molecule: messenger RNA, 2004 nt
Organism: Nipponia nippon (crested ibis)
Lineage: Eukaryota; Metazoa; Chordata; Aves; Pelecaniformes; Threskiornithidae
Source: RefSeq, a predicted model, not a curated record